UUUAUAAGUAGAUAUAAUAACAUCCUAUAUGAAGACUUAAAAAAUCAUCAAAGCGUCAAGAAUCGAUACUUUAAAACAUUAUUUUAGCAGGUUCAACGCAAGAUUUUCAAGAUCAUUCCUCCCACGUGUUCGAUUCACCAUGUUUACUCCUGUUGCCAUGGACGCGGUGUUCUAUUUACACAGAUGAACUUGCCAGCGAUAGAAGCAGGCGUUACAGUCAUCUAUAUUGAGAAGUCAAACAAUGGCGACUACAAAGUCAACUCAACGAUCUGAGGACAUCCACGGUGAGAAGACGUCGAUGUUUCGGAGAAUGAUCACAAAAUUGAAGAACGUGCCGGCAGAAGACGACUUGGAGGUUGUAAAUAAGAUCAAGCCUACUGAGAGAGUCAGCACAGAGCCCUCGCUAAGAGAUGUUAAAGAGUGCACUACCGGUGCUCUCCAGGAAGACCUCCAGGACCUCCAGAACGUUGAGAAGAGAACCAUGUUCAGAAGGAUGAUCAACAAACUGAAGAAGGGGACAGCAGAAGACGACUUGGAUGAUGGGUCUGAGACCAACCUGAAGCCAAGUCAGAGAGGCAGCACAGAGCCCUCGAUAAGAGAGCUGAUGGAGUACACUGGUGCUCUCAGGGAAAACCUACAAGACCUCCAGGACUUGUUUCAGAAGAAACAAAAGUACACAUCCCUGUUUGUCAGGAGGCUACAAGAUCAAACUGAAGAAAACCACAGACAGGAGAAUGAAGUUCUGAGUGACUUCGCCGGACGGCUAGAGGUUACCAGCAUGUAAGUUUAUAAAUCAUUAUAUAGAAAAUCAUAUCAGCUUACAGAGAACUAAGAGCUCUUGUCAUGUCUUGAAAUUGGACAAAACUAACCGGCACAUAAAACAUUGUACACUCAAACCUGGCUGGUCAACCACCUGGUGC
Molecule: messenger RNA, 920 nt
Organism: Branchiostoma floridae (Florida lancelet)
Lineage: Eukaryota; Metazoa; Chordata; Leptocardii; Amphioxiformes; Branchiostomatidae
Exons: 10
Coding region: 242-784 (180 amino acids)
Source: RefSeq, a predicted model, not a curated record